AUGGGUGUCGAAACUCGACGGUCGAAAUCUCAGAAACGAGAUAAGCUUUCAGUCUCCACGAGCGGUCGCGUAAAUGGUCACUCGAACGGCGACAUGAGCAAUAUAGAGAUGCGGCGGAAAACCGCUGCGCCGCAAGAGUCAGGCCAGGUCACGGCAAACCUCAUAGGCCGUGAAUCAUUCUCCCUCGACGAUAAUAUUCCGAAAACGCCCUCGGCGAACAAUCAUGGAUUCUGGGAACUUCCCUUGCAAGAUCAGAGGAAUUUUAUGUUACUUGUGCUGCUAUAUUUCUUACAAGGCGUCCCUAUGGGUCUUGCAAGUGGAUCGGUACCAUUCCUUCUUAAAGAGCACCUCUCAUUUGGAGAAAUUGGUGUCUUCAGCUUAGCGUCAUAUCCGUACUCGUUAAAAUUGUUAUGGAGCCCGAUAGUAGAUGCGGUAUGGAGUCCCAAAGUCGGAAGGAGAAAAAGCUGGAUUCUUCCAAUUCAGUUGAUAUCUGGGUUCAGCAUGUUAUACCUCGGGUCCAUGAUCGAGGGUUUGAUGGCCACGACGGGCAAGCCAGGCGGCCCGAGCAUUUGGAAUUUCACGGGUUGGUGGUUCUUUCUGGUUUUUAUGUGCGCGACUCAGGACAUCGCCGUUGAUGGGUGGGCCCUCACUUUGCUGACACCGGGAAAUGUUUCUUACGCUUCAACGGCGCAGACGGUCGGUCUAACAGCCGGCCAGUUCCUAUCUUACACCGUCUUCCUGGCCUUUAAUUCUAACGAUUUUGCCAACCGCUAUUUCCGCUCCGUACCAUCAGAGGAGGGCCUCUUAAGCCUAGGGGGCUACUUGACCUUCUGGGGCUGGGCUUACAUUGCAAUCACUAUUGGACUUGCACUUCUUAAGAAGGAAGAAAAGACAAGGAAUGAGGAUGGUAUCUGGGAUGUUUACAAGAUAAUGUGGGAUGUCUUGAAACUACGAAAUAUCCAGACCAUAAUUAUCGUUCAUCUUAUUUCGAAGAUCGGAUUUCAAGCCAACGAUGCCGUGACGAACCUUAAGUUAUUAGAAAAGGGAUUUGGCAAAGAGAAUCUGGCGCUGACGGUCCUCAUUGACUUUCCUUUCGAAAUAGGCCUAGGUUAUUAUGCCGGCAAGUGGUCUCAAGAGUAUACACCUAUGCGCCUCUGGUGCUGGGGCUUCGUGGGUCGACUGAUCGCUGCUAUCUUUGCUCAGAUCACCGUCAGUGCUUUUCCAGCUGGUGGUGUCCAACCUUGGUAUCUUCUUCUCGUUAUUGGUGAGCACGUCUUCUCGACGUUCACUUCAACAAUCAUGUUCGUUGCUGUUUCUGCAUUCCAUGCUCGGGUUGCCGAUCCUGUCAUCGGCGGAACUUAUAUGACCUUACUUGCUACGGUUUCGAAUCUUGGUGGUACAUUCCCUAGAUAUUUCGUCUUAGGUCUAGUGGAUACCUUUACACAGGCCACAUGCCGUCCCUCGACACAUAAGCUUGACAGCUCGGCGCUCAGAGGGCCGCUUGUAACGCAAGAGUUCUCCUGCGCCGUUCAAGCCGAGAGAGAGCGAUGCGAACACGGCGGUGGUACGUGCGAGACCCUACAUGACGGAUUUUAUAUUGUGAACGUCCUCUGCGUCAUCGUAGGGGUGUUGACUUUCACUCUAUAUAUCAGAAAGAGGGUUCUGAUAUUACAAAAUCUACCAUUAAGGGCGUGGAGGUUAGCUGGAUCUCGGUAA
This is a messenger RNA of Daldinia childiae, 1716 nucleotides long. RefSeq lists its product as uncharacterized. The coding region runs from base 1 to 1716 and encodes 571 amino acids. NCBI's taxonomy places the organism in Eukaryota, Fungi, Ascomycota, Sordariomycetes, Xylariales, Hypoxylaceae. The transcript is spliced from 2 exons. Gene Ontology annotation, molecular function: acetyl-CoA transmembrane transporter activity. Gene Ontology annotation, cellular component: membrane. The record is from RefSeq and is a predicted model, not a curated record.